Molecule: messenger RNA, 894 nt
Organism: Aspergillus fijiensis CBS 313.89
Lineage: Eukaryota; Fungi; Ascomycota; Eurotiomycetes; Eurotiales; Aspergillaceae
Exons: 1
Coding region: 1-894 (297 amino acids)
Source: RefSeq, a predicted model, not a curated record
AUGUCUCUUUCUGGUACCUGGGCACUUGCCCCAGAAUUCUCAUGCGAAGACACGAGCGACAUUGCCCUCGGCAAUGUCAUUGCAGAUCCUUGCGCGUCGGACGCCCCCCUCCAGCGGGUCAAGCCCGAAGACCUGACCAACUUUCCCACUGUGGAAUCCGAAGAUGCCGAAGGUACCUAUCGGAUCGAGUCCGCUGACGGAUCGCCGCUGUCCUUGGGGAUCGGAGCGACAAUUGUCCAUGCCCUGACGUUCGCAGUGCGGCACCAAAGACCUGCCAGCGCCCUCGCGAACCAUAGCGUGAUGGGCGUCCGGACGCGGAAGCUGGCUCCGGACUUCCCAUGGGCUGAUCUUGGGCCUGUUCUGGAACGAGCGGAGUCGACCUUUGCCUACCUGAUCUGUGGCAAGCCGCUCUACGUUGUCUCCGGUAUCAUGAUCGCGACCAAAUUCCUUCGGCACACCGUUCGGAACCCGCCCCGGACGGAUCUUGGAUUCGGAUCUGGCGACCCUUCCUCCUCCCUGCAUCUCACCGGCAGUAUGGGAUCUAUGGGAUCCUCUAGCUCCGGGAUCAAGAACGUCGCCUCCGACCUCAACGAUGUCAUCUUUGCGUAUCGACUGCACAAGGUUACUCUUGGCUCCGGGCCCCAGGAACCGCAGAUCCAAGCGCAAGUCCAGCGUUCCCGGGCGGCUUUUGCGUCUGUUCAUCACGACAGGACCGACAAUGGUGAGGCGGGGGAGGAAGAGGAAGGAGAGACUGGAAGUGGUGGAGGUGGUGGAGGUGGUGGAGGUGGUGCCAUUUGUUUCGAGAUGACCUGCGAAGACUGGCGCGGCCAUGAUUUCCAGAUCUUGCCAUCUGUGCGGGAGGAGACCGAGACUCAGAUCGAGACUGGCAACUAG